Molecule: messenger RNA, 4992 nt
Organism: Pygocentrus nattereri (red-bellied piranha)
Lineage: Eukaryota; Metazoa; Chordata; Actinopteri; Characiformes; Serrasalmidae
Product: macoilin
Exons: 11
Coding region: 220-2112 (630 amino acids)
Biological process (GO): neuronal signal transduction
Cellular component (GO): rough endoplasmic reticulum membrane
Source: RefSeq, a predicted model, not a curated record
GCCUUCGUCUUUCUCUCUCUCUCCUUUCUCUCUGUAGCUGCGUUGUGUAUCUGUCCACAUCCAGUAAAUGGACAAAAGCAGCGCCUCCUUCUGUUCUUCUUCCCUCUCCUCCUCCUCCUCCUCCUCCUCAGGUUCCUCUACAUGAACCUACCUGUCUCCACAGCGCCAUUCUCCCAUCUCACGCACUGAAUCCCCCGGAGGAGGAAUAGAAGCCGUAACAUGAAGAAACGCUGCAUGGACAUCGGCAAGCUGCGGAAAAUGAAGAAGCUCAAACUGACAGAGAAGCUCUCCGAGAGUGCGUACUCUUUCCUGAAGUUCAUGAUAGUCUGGAUCCUUGUGCUCUUGGCUGACUUUAUUCUUGAGUUCAGACUGGAAUAUUUAUGGCCUUGUUGGCUCUUCCUUGGAACCGUCUACACCACAUUCCACUGUCAUGGACUGGCUAUCUGUGUCGUGUUUGUGUGUGCAGCGUUUACCCUGGACAUAUUCUGCUUAAUUUUUGUACCUCUACACUGGCUUUUUUUUGCUGCCAGCACAUACGUCUUACUCAACUACAUAUGGCACACAGAGAAGGGCAUCUGUAUGUCCACUGUGACCUUAUGGAUUCUCCUUGUAUAUACGGAGGCCUCUCUCAGGUUGAGAGACCUUAAGAAUCCAUAUGCCAACCUAUCUCACCUGUUUGCUGCACACUGCAUUGGGUAUCCACUGGUGUACAUGGGAUUUGAUGCAACAUGCUACUUUUCCAGCAUCUUUAAACUUCGCACUCAAAAAGCAGUUCAGAGUGACAGUGACUUGCACAUGCAUCUCCUACAACAGUCCCUACCUCCAUACUCACAACUCUACCCAAAGCUGGGAGUGGAAGAUUCCAAAUGGAGGACCAAACCAGGGCCCAUGCAAUACCAAUGUCAAAAUGAUGCCAUCGUAUCGGAGGACAAGCAGGACCUGGAGGAAUGCUUCCAGCUCCGCAGACUUCAGGGCAGGGCUGAGAAAGACUCUGGGGACACAAAGACACUUAGAGACCCCAACCCUCAGCCUCCGGUGUCCAAGCCACAUGGAGCUUCAGCGCCUUUGCCCGACAUCCCUGAAAACCUACCUCAGGAGGACUCGAGUGGUAAAGCUCAGAAAGCCUCCAAGACCUCCCAGGCUAAAGUGCAGAGGAGCUCCAUGAGCAUCAGUACCAGCAAAGGGGAGAGGAAGCAAAAACCUCCCAAAGCCAUCAGCUCCAGUGCAGAUGCAGCAGAAAGAAACACAAACAUCCAGAGUCUUCAGAAUCCUCAUGCUGAACAAAUAUCUAAGCUGGAGCAAGAAAUGAGAAAACUGAAGAUGGAGCUGCAGACGAGCCAACAGAAUGAGCAGGAGCUACGCAGUCACAUCUGUAAUCUCACCAACAGCGAGAACAGCCUGCGGCCUGAAGUCUCACUGCUCAGACACGCAAACGAACUUUUGCAGAACAAGCUUCAGUAUCUGACAAAAUCCAGGCAGAAGGACAAACAGAACUGUGCCAUGUUGGAGAAGAGAGCCAGAGCAGAAACAGAGAGCAGAGUGGCGACAGAAAAACAACUCACAGAAGUUCGAUCCCAAAAAUUCGAUGAGGCGGCGUUUCUACUUCGCAGCGCACCAAACAGGCAGGAACACACUGAAACGCAGCUGUUAAGGAAAAAAGCUAGAGAUCUAGAGACAGAGUACAAACAACUACAGCUGGACUAUCAGGGGAAAGAGAAUCGAGUGCUAGCUCUAGAAAAAGAAGUGGAGAGUCUCCAGAAGCACAAAUGCACAGAGCAGGAAGCUGACGCUUUACUCUCAGCGCUCUCCUCCUUGCAGGACAAAGCUCAGCACUUAGAGUACAACCUGAGCGCAGAAACCCGCCUCAAACUGGACCUGUUCUCUGCUCUGGGGGAUGCCCGGAGACAGCUGGAGAUAGCCCAAGUUAAACUUGUGAAGCAGGACCAGGAGAUCAAGGAAAUGAAGCAGAAGAUUGCUGAGGUUAUGGCAGUUGCUCCAGGUAUGUCCUACGUAGCUCCACGCUCAGCCAUGCCGCAGUACCUCAAGUUCCUCAACACGGAGCGCUAUGUCCUGAACCCCCGAGGGCUCAUGUACCAGUGUCUAAAGAAAUAGACACAGUGACCUGAGACAAAACGGAGGCCUUUUGUUUUUUUAAGCUGUUUUUGAUCAGCUCGUUCUUACAGUCCAAACGGAAGGCAACACAUUUUGUCUUGACUGUCUGUCAGGCAUGUGCCUGGGCUUCCCUGACAAUGCCAGCAGCCUCCAGCAAGCUUAGAGAUGUGUCAAGUUUACAACUUUGAGACAGUGAGGAGAUUUUAGAUGACCUUUCUUGGAGCCAGUGGUUCUUGAGAACACAAAGCUGAUUGUACAACUGAUUUGUGGUGCUACAGAAGUAUACAGACGAAAGCAACUCUGACCUUUUUUAAAAUUUUAACACAGGUACCUCCAGACUUGCUCUUUGUAACAGCAAGGUGCCAUUCAGAAAAGGUUUUCACUUGUCAGUCUGUGGAAAUUUUUAAGAUGUGCUUUGUGAAGACCACCUAAAUCACAGAGUCCAACUGCAGACCUGGAAGGUUGAGGUACAGCACAAUUUGGUGAUUUGUCUGAUCAAACGGGCCUAAAUCAUCUCUGCAAUUAAAGGGCCCAUUUCAUUGAAAAUCAAUAUAGUUUGUAAACAUGGAUUGAAAACAUACCAUUCACGCCUCAGUCAAUACAGACAUUAAAUGUAAAUCCAUCCAUCCAUCCAUCCAUUUUCUAAGCCGCUUCUCUGUCAGGGUCGCGGGGGGAUGCUGGAGCCUAUCCCAGCAGUCUUCGGGCGGAAGGCAGGAUACACCCUGGACAGGUCGCCAGUCCAUCGCAGGGCUAAAUGUAAAUCAAGCUGUAAAACAACCCAUUUCAAAUUUGUUGUCUUCAUGAUGUCAUGAAAAUCAACACAUUUACAUAUUGCUGCUGUUGCAACAAAACCUCAAAGUAAUACCAAAAUAAUAACUUUACAGGAGAUGGAAAAAAACUUUUUUUGAAGAAAAGCAAGUCAAUAAAACCAGACUUUUUUCAGGUAAUUUUGGGCUGUUUGUUUCCAUCAUAAAAGUUACACACAAUGUAAAGACCAACAAGCAUUUUCAAAUUAUGUAAAAACUCGAAAAACGGCCAUGUGUUUGUUCUGAUAGCAGCAAUUUAUAUAAGCUCUUUGAGUCUACAACAGGUUAGCCCAGCCCACUCACAUUGAAGUCAUAAGUGGGUACUUCAGCCUGGACUGCUUUUUGAAUAAUGUGGGUUAUAGGGCAGCCAGUAAGAAAAGAGGUCAUAAUACAUGCACCUGUGUUAGUCUUAAAGACACAGUUACAAUAAUAACAGCUAAUCUAAGGAAUAAUGAGAGUUUAGAAAAUGUAAAAAAGUGUUAUGGCUGUCUUUAGGAACAUGAAUCCACACAUACUGCAGGAAACAGGACCUCAGGGAAAAAAUAAAAUGCCAGAAAAAAGUAGGAUCAAGGCUCUUUAAUGACCAGUAGGGCUACACGAUAUGGAUGAAAUGCCAUAUUAUGGUCAUAUCGUAAUUACAGUAUGCCUUACAAUAUAUUAAAACACACAUUUGUGAAUCUUUCACAUGACAUGGCAGCCUGCACUGUUCUACUGUAAUUAUUUAGAUUUGGUGGAUCAUGUGAAUGUAUUAAUUUUUCCAAAGCGCCCAUUGAAACCCAUUUAAAACCGAAUGCACACAAAUACAUUUAGUUAAAAUGUUCACAAAUAAAUUUGGGCUCAUUUGCAUAGUGUAGUCUUCUUUACAGCAAAGGCGAAUAUUGCGAUAAUGAUUAAACAACAUAUCAUGCAGCCUUAAUUAGGUGUGUUUGUACAGAGACAUCACCAAACUGCUCUAGACUACGACCCUCCAGGACUAGGGCUGGGUAUCAUUUAAAAUUUCUGAUCUCAACAGCAAUGCCUUGAUUUGGGACAGUGAUUCCUGAAUGGCAUUAAACUUUUCCUGAUUCCUUCAUUAAAUAUAACAAAAUGAAAGUUUGUUGCUGAACUCAGAAAUGAGUACAAAGUGCUGCAGGUGGGUACUGACCACAACAGAUUAGACAAAUCAAGAAGCACUGACGUUAACUACAUGCUUAAGGGGUGUAAUCUAAAGAGCCAGUCAGGAGUCUAGAUUUCAGAACAAGCAUGUUAUUCAGUUGACAUUUUAUUUUGAGUGGUCCUUUUAGAUGAAACAAGGACUCAACUGACUCUCAGUAACAUCAAAAACAAAUGAGGGUUAAGGUUGGGUUUUGGGUAACGUUAGUAACAUUAACAAUACAUCUGUUUAAUGUAAGUAUCAACAGAAAAAGAUAUCUUCAGAUAUGUUGAUGUGUUACUGAUAAUCUGUUGAGGUUAUUAAUCUACAAAGUACUCCAAAUAAAGUGUUACUGUUAGUUGGCCUGCGGCUGCUGUUGAGAUUGCUCGGGUAUUAAAGUUUGGUAUUGUUUAAAACAGACAUUUUUGAUACUUGAUAGUAUUGCAUUCCUUUAGUACCAUAAAAGUACAGAAUUUUGAUACUCAGUCCUAUCUAGGACCACAGCUGGAUUCCCCUGAUCUUGAAUAUAUGCUAAAGUUCAGAGGCCAUGACUAUUUUCAUGACAAGAACAGCCCCAGUGGCUCAUGAAGUGAUGUUGUGCCUCAAUACAAUAUUCAAACUUAAACAGACUUCAAUUCUAUAAAAAGCCAAUACCUAUUGUCAGUUAUGUGAAUAUAAGUGCUUUGUACGGUUUUGUAUUCCUUUUUACAUUCUACACAUUGUAAAGGAUUUGACUCCCAAAAAUGUUUGUAGGUUUUCAUGUUUAUGGACCUGUUGCCUUUUUAUGUGUCAAUGGGGUGUUUUUUUAAUGAGAUAUUUAUUUUUCUGGCUUGAUGUACUUUUUCUCCCUGAAGCAAAAUGAGGUACCGAGUUGUGUUGUUCUGCAUGCUGAUUUAUGUAACAUGAUUGUUUUUUGAAUAAGAUAAUAAAUGAUGAUCAGUU